GAUAGGAUUCUCGUUUUUGUUCAAGCGAAACUAUGGGAAGAAAGCUCUGGUUUUUAUAUGAAUCAAUGCUACACAAAUGACUUCGAAGCAUUCAAGCGAAGUUUGUCUAAUCGAUGCAGGCGUUACUUCUAUUUCAAAACUUAACCUAGAUCCUUCGUUGUUGUCAUUGAAUGUACAUUGUAAUUUGUUAAAAGACAUCGAUGGUUUAGACGCUUUGGGGAAAUUGAAGCAUUUGGAUUUAUCCUCGAACUCCAUUGAAGUGAUUUCGGGCCUAGAUAACCUUGUAUGUCUUAAGUAUUUGAAUUUGUCGUGCAACGCCAUCACCACAACAAAAGGACUUGAAAAUCUAAGGCAACUCGUGAAACUAGAUCUUUCGUACAACACAAUCAACAGCCUUUUGGGUCUAAAGUCGUUAGCUUCAACAGGCUCAUCAUUAUCUACACUCUAUCUCCAAGGAAACGACAUCAGAUCCAUUGAUCACAUCAUCAACUGUCUGAGUGAAUUUAUCCAACUUAAAGAGAUUGUUUUUUCUCAAAAUGAAGAUACCAAUCCUGUUUGUAAACACCCAAAGUACAGAUCCCUAGUACUGUCAAUGCUACAUGAUAUUCAAGUUUUGGAUGGUAUGGAUCGAUUAGGGAAACCUGUGGAUAGUGAAAAUCUAUCGGAUAAUCUUGGCUUAACAGAUGUUGAUGAUUACAUAAACUAUCUCAUAAAGUCAUCCUCCAAUGUUUCAACAAAGGCGGAGCAUGGUGGAUCCUCGACCGAUGUGACCAGUACGCCAAGAAUCGACGAAAUGCUGUCGAAAUUCAAACGUCAGCAAAUGGAAGCACCCAUGACGUCACGCGAAGAUGACCAUGAUUUCCAAUCGACGGGUUCCCGUAAGAUUGCUUCGUCAGUAGAUCAUGAAGUACGAUUAGAAAGACUCGAACAUCAGCUGGCUCACGUUCUCUAUAAACCUGUAAAGGAUGUCCGUUCCAGUCCGUCAUCAGAAAAAACUGAAAAAGCAAACUGCAAACUUAAACACACGCGACAAAAAUCCUCAGAUUCAGACACAGUGACGACGGACAGUCCUGUAAAAGAAGAACUCAAGCAGUAUCCAAAAUAUAUCAAACGAAAUGUAUCAUCUUCUAAGCGAGGAAGAACACACCAGACCCCGAGCACGAAAAAACAAACUUCUACGAAGAAAAUGGCCAAGGACGGUAAAGGCAAAACUAAAGACAGUUUCAAAACAAUUGAGAAUUCAUCGACAACCAAUGAAAAUGAAAAGAUUGUGAAGUUUAGUGGAAAUAAUGAGCAAAUGAUGGCACAAGGCUCGCGUUAUGUACGACAUCACGAAGAUGAUGCUACAUUUUGCCAAAUCACUUUGAGAAGAAGUCAGUCGGGCAAAGCUGAAUAUAUAAAACACCCCUCAAUUAACUUUUCACUGAUCCAAGAACUUGACAUGGAGCGUGAACGCAGAUGGAAGGCGGAACAGGCAGCGUUAAAGUUAGUUGAUCACGUGAAAGAGUUACAAAUUAAGGUAAACGACGAGAAAAAGCUUGAAGACGCUGCUUUGACAGCGAGUACCAAACUGAAGGAUAUUUUAUCAAAGGAAAGACUUGAAAAGAUAAAGUUGACGAAAGAAUUGAACGUUUUACGAGCAAAUCACUAUGACUUAGUGGAACAGUUUAAGAAUUGUCGUGAGACCGAAGAAGAACAGAAAGCACUCAGAGCGAUGGAGGCUGCUACGACUAAACUUGAAACUGAAAGAAUACAGCAACAUGCUCACGAGGUUUCCAAAGUCCAAGAGCAACAAAUGAGAGCCACAGCCCUAGCAAGGGAACUUGAACUGAGGAAAGCAACAAACAAACAACUUAAAGGACAGGUUCAACAGCUUCAGGAACUCCUCGCAACACGAGAACAACAACACAAGGUUCAAAUGGACGGUUUGGUUAGUAUUGACGGUCGUGAUGUUAGAGAAAUAAUCAAUAAAGAACUAGCAAAGCAAGAAAUAAGAUUUGAACAAGUCACAAAGCAAUGGGAGGAAAGAUUAACACAGAAGACGAACGAUUAUUACAGUUUAGAAGAUGAGUUCCGUAUGGCCUUGCAGAUUGAAUCUAAACGAUUUCAAGAGCUUCAAGACGAAUUCACUAAAAUAAGCGAGGAAUGUUUGCAAUAUAAACGACUGUCGCAAACCAUGAAAGAUAAAGAAACGAAAGCGACCGGAAUGGUAUCCGAACUGACUGCGCUGGUCAAAGAACAAAAGAUUCGAAUAACAGAACUGACAAAGUCAAAGCAAGAAGCACUGCUUCAACAGAAGGAAAGAAUUGACUCGCUUGAAGAAGAAACAAAAAUUGCCCGUAAGAGAAUUUCGAGAAUUGAAGUUUUGGAACAAGAUAAAUCAAAGUUAUCUUCACAAGUUCGUGCGCAGGAAUCUGUCAUUCAAGGUCUUAGAAUGGAACGGAAAUUAUGGAGCGAAGAAUUGGCCCAACAAGGGGCCUCUCUUGCUCAGGACCGUGGGAGAUUAGAGUCUAGACUGGAAGCUCUGACCGCUGAAAGGAAGCAACUUCUAGAACAAAUUGAGGAUGCAAACGAUUCCAUUCGGAUAAAAUCUAAAAUGCUCGAAGAUCAAACAGAGUCCAUCAGACAAUUAAAACUGAGUUUGAAUGAACGUCGAAAUGAGCACGAAAGGUCUUUGGAAGAUGAGAGAGUAAAAGUUCAAGACUUUGAGGAAAGAUUAGAAAGACAAAUGUGUGUUACUCAAGAACUCGAGGAAAAAAACGAAAGCCUUUUGCAAAGGAAGGAAGAACUUAAAGACGAGCUCUCGUCACUGCAUACGGACCUGGAGAAAUCAAAUGAAACCAAUAGAACUUUAAAAAGCAAGUGGCAACAACGAAGUGAUUUGAUUGCUCGUCUGGAACAAGAGGUCAAAGAAAUGCGUAGUCAGUUUGACACGAAAGAAAGGAAUCUUGUGGAGGAAAGGGACAAAGCCAUUAAGGGGGGAAACUUGGCAAUCGAAAAACUACGAUCAUGUGACGACGCGUUUCGUAAGCAACUGGAGAAACAAAAAGAGGUUUAUGAGCGCGAAUUAGAUCGCCUAUCUAAGGAGAAGGAAGAAAUUACUGAACAUUCAAACUUGAAGGUCUCCGAAGUAGAAGAUGAGAUGAGACAGAUUCUACAGGAAGCUGCAGCAAAUAAAAAAUCACUGGAAAUGAGGAUUAGAAAAUUAACGAACGCCUUUAACGAAAUUCAAGCGGAUCUUACGUCGUGAUCAUGUGAUCUGUGAUUUGAUUUUACAUGAAAGGAUAACUGAAUGUAGGUAUAUAGGGUCUUUAGGGAUUCAUACAGCUGUGUAGCUACAUAGAGAUAUUUGACUGCAUCUUCCAUAUUGUCCAACUUUAUCCUGCAUUGUCAAACAUCACCCGGUUAUUUCCAACUUUAUCCUACAUUCUCCAACAUCACCCGGUUAUUUCCAACUUUAUCCUACAUUGUCCAACAUCACCCGGUUAUUUCCAACUUCAUCCCACAUUUUCCUACAUCACCCUGUAAUGUCCAACUUUAUCCCACAUUGUCCAACAUCACCCAGUUAUGUCCAACUUUAUCCCAUACUAUCCAACAUCACCCGGUUAUUUCCAACUCUAUCCCACAUUGUCCAACAUCACCCAGUUAUGUCCAACUUUAUCCCACCUUGUCCAAAAUCACCCGGUUAUUUCCAACUUCAUCCCACAUUUUCCUACAUGACCCUGUAAUGUCCAACUUUAUCCCACAUUGUCCAACAUCACCCAGUUAUGUCAAAACUUAUCCCACAAUGUCCAACAUCACCCAGUUUUGCCCAACUUUAUCCCACAUUGUCCAAAAUCAUGCAAAAUUAUUUUCAGGAAUCUAAACAACAGUUGGGAGACAAUUUUAUGCCCUCGCUAGACGUAUAAGUUUGUCUUUACGAUUACACCUACUUAGGUGAUUUGCUUAUAAUCUGAAGAAGU
Molecule: messenger RNA, 3962 nt
Organism: Xenia sp. Carnegie-2017
Lineage: Eukaryota; Metazoa; Cnidaria; Anthozoa; Malacalcyonacea; Xeniidae
Product: leucine-rich repeat and coiled-coil domain-containing protein 1-like
Cellular component (GO): cytoplasm
Molecular function (GO): protein binding
Source: RefSeq, a predicted model, not a curated record